Molecule: messenger RNA, 3666 nt
Organism: Drosophila ficusphila
Lineage: Eukaryota; Metazoa; Arthropoda; Insecta; Diptera; Drosophilidae
Gene: Hip1
Product: huntingtin-interacting protein 1-related protein
Exons: 8
Coding region: 262-3636 (1124 amino acids)
Biological process (GO): clathrin coat assembly; endocytosis; actin filament organization
Cellular component (GO): actin cortical patch; clathrin-coated vesicle
Molecular function (GO): clathrin-cargo adaptor activity; actin filament binding; phosphatidylinositol-3,4-bisphosphate binding
Source: RefSeq, a predicted model, not a curated record
UAAAUUUUAUCGAUAAACGAAAACAACAUUUGUUUAUAUGACUAAUUUUAACUUACACUGAAGUAUACGUAAAUACACACGCUCACACUGGAAGUUCUGAAUGGAUAUGAGUGUGGCCAAUACAAAAACAAUGGCCAACAUUGUUGAUAAGAUAAGAUAACUCCCAUUUCCAAUGUGUUUGCUGCUCUAAUGCACAUACUGUAUCGCGCUGCGAAUGAUUCGAAUUUGUUCAGCAAGUACGACAAGAAUUGUCAGUAAACAAUGGCAACUCACGCCGAGAAGGAUUUUUACCACUUGAACGUCAGCGUAUCAAAAGCAUUAAAUGGCCUGGAAGCGCCACUUAAAACCAAACAUGCCCGCUCCAUUAUUAUUAUGAUCCACAAGGCCAAAGAGGCCAAAACAUUCUGGAUGAUUAUAUCCCGGCAGCCUUUGAUGCAGAGCAGAUUUACCGCCUGGAAAUUCUCGCAUCUUCUGCACAAGGUCUUGCGAGAGGCCCAUGAAAGUUCGAUAAGGCAUUCCCAGAGCCACAAGAAAAUGAUUCUGGAAGUGGGGAAAAUGUGGGGACUUCUGCAGGACGAUAUCGGAUGCUGUAUACAGGCUUAUAGCAAGCUUCUGGCCACCAAAUUAAAUUUCCAUGACAAAAAUAGAAUGUUUCCCGGAUCCCUGAACAUUUCGUUCACCGAACUUUUUAUUGCAGUCGACCGGGACUUAAAUUACUGCUUCCAACUGUGCGUGGAGAUUUUUGACUACUUGGAGGAUAUAAUUGCCCUGCAGCUAACCAUAUUUUCUUCAAUGGAAAAAUAUAGAAUGUCGUCGAUGACGCCACAAGGACAAUGUAGAUUAGCACCAAUAGUUUGUCUUAUCCAGGAUUCAAAUGCUCUCUACGACUUAAGUGUUCGACUUAUGUUUAAAUUGCACGACGGCGUACCUUACGAUGUUGUUUCCGGUCACCGAGAUCGGUUUCAUGGUUUGUUUCUUAAGUUAAAAAGUUUUUACAACAACGUGCGGCCUCUGCAGUAUUUCAAGGAUUUAAUAACAGUUCCGGAAUUGCCGGACUCAAGUCCUAACUUCAAAUCCCAAAAUGAUUUUACCAGUUAUGUACCGCCAGUAGUGCAUGUUCCCCAGGAACCUGAUCCUGUAGUCGAAGACCUUGUGGACACUAACAAUCACGAAUCAGAAGCCUUUAGUCAAGCCCAACAGCAAUUAAGUAUGCUGGAGGGAAUAAUAAGUGAGAAAGAGGCUGGCAUUGAGGAACUUUCAUUCAAACUGGUUUCCCUUCAAAAAAAUUUUGAUGAGCUGCAACAAAGUUAUAGGAACGACAUUCAAGAGUUGCAGCAAAACAAUACCGUCUUAUCAAAUGAUUUGGUUUUGGCGAGGGAAAUGUGCGCAACGUUCAGGAUGCAAAACGAUGAUCUUGAGCUGCAACUAAACCAAAAUCCGAUUCUUCUGCAAAAAGCCAUGGAGGAAGAAGAGAAGCAUAAGCUAUCCUCGGAAAAGUUCAACAAACUAAAGACACUUUACACUAAAAUUCGGGAUGAGCACAUUCAAUUGUUGAGAGAGCAAAGUGAUUGCAACAAAUCUUUAAAUAGGGAGAAGCAAGUUAACUCUCAGCUAUUGUUGGAAACCAAGGAGCUAUCCAACGAAAUUGCCAAAAUUAAAGGAAACGUUGAAGAAAAAGAGAAAGUAAACUUAACUCUGCAAAAGCAAAUUGAAGAGCACAAGGAAAAAGUAAUACAGCUGGAAGCGAUUAAAAACGAAAUUAAGGAAAAACUCGACGACGUUGUUAAGCAAAAAGAGAUUCAAGAACUAGAUAUUAACUCCACCUCCGAAAACUUGAGGUUAAAUUGUUUAAAAGUAGAGGAGCUUAAUGUCACUCUUAAUGAAACGAAGGAGAAACUCUUAAACGCCGAAAGCCAAAUUACUGUUAAGAGCCAAGAAAUCGAAAAUAUAACAAAAGCCUUCGAAGCGGAAAAAGCAUUGCUUUUAACUAAGUUGGAGCAACAAAAUGUGGAAAGCAAAAAUAAUUCGGAUGCGCAAAGCGCCGAACUACUUCAAACUAAAAGUAACUUGGAGCAAAAGGACAAAGAUUUAAACGAAGUUAAGAAUAAGCUAUCCACCGCCGAAAGUGAAAUCAGCUUAAAGGUAGUGGAAAUCGAAAACAAUUCUAAGGCUUUUGAAGCGGAGAAGGCAUUGCUCCUAACUAAAAUAGACGAACUUGUUUUAGAACACAAACAAAAUAGCGAUGCACUAAAUGCUCAGUUGCAACAAACGACAAAUAAAUUGGAGCAAAAAGAGUCUGCAUUAGAGCAUACCCAGAUAAUUGUUCAACAAUUAAGGGAGGAAAUUAAUUUAGCGGGUCAAAGUAACGAGGAUUUGCAAAGCAAACUCACGAAUACAGAGGACAAACUAACGCAAGCAACGCAACAAAUUAAUUCUGUGACAAGUUCACUCGAAACUUGCAAUUCCGAUUUAAGCGAUCUUAGAAAAUUGGUUAUCAAAACUGUUAAAGAAAUCUGUAACUCAAAAUUAAGCGGAUCGGAACAGCAACCAUUGGAUGCGAUACCCAACAUAAUUAGUGAAAUGGAAAUCCUUCUUAACAAAUUUAACAGUUCUUCCGCUUUAAAUUUUGUCGUCUCAACGGAAGGAAUGAAAGAUGUUAUGUUUUUGGGCUAUAUAUUCAUAAAGUUAUACGAUCAAUGCGAUGUUAUUUACAAAACAACUACCGCAAUUGAAACGGGUCAAGAGAUUUUUGCGAAAACAUCGUUGAUAUGUACAGACGUCUGCCAACUGUUUCAAUAUUUAUUAAACAAUGAAACAAAGGACGCCGAAAGGCAAAAAACUAUUAAUGAUAUACAAGCAAAGCUGAAAGAUAUAGGAAAGCUAAUUGAGAAGAUUAAAGCCACCUUUGAACAAAAAAUCGAUCUGGACAAACUUCUUGAAAUAGAGCUCCGCGAGAUGGACGCUGCCAUCGAUGAUGCAGCAUCUAAAAUAACAGAUCUACUUGCCAAGGCUCGUGAGAAGGAUAACCAAACCAAUUUGGAGGUAAACGGAAAAAUUGUGGACGCGUGCACCACGUUGAUGGAAUGUGUAAAGGCCUUAAUCCAGAAAUCACGUCUUCUGCAACACGAGAUUGUUGCCUCCCAAAAAGGAAAUGCAAGUGCCAACGAGUUUUAUAGGAGAAAUAGUCAGUGGUCUGAUGGUUUAAUAUCAGCUUCAAAGAGUGUGGCAAAGGCUGCUAACUAUUUGGUGGAAGCAGCUAACAAAGCCAUUGAAAGUGAGUCGGGUAAAAACUUUGAGCUCAUUGUGGCUGCCCAGGAAAUCGCAGCCUGCACUACCCAAAUGGUUAUAGCGAGUAAAGUUAAGGCGGAGCGGAACAGUCAAAAGCUAUCGGACUUAACAAAGGCCUCGCGAAGCGUAACACAGGCAACUGGAACUCUCGUUGCCACCGUUAAGGAUUGCAACUCCCAACUGGAGCAACAAAGUGAAUUAGAACUUGCAAAGUUAACCCCAUCCCAAAUUAAAACGAUGGAAAUGGAAAUCCAUGUUAAAGUUCUCGAAACCGAACAAGUUCUUCAAAUGCAGCGACUAAAACUCUCAGCGUUUCGAAAAGAGCAUUACAAAAAUGCAGAUUAUUAAAUACUAUAUUUAUUAACGUUACUAACAUUA